This is a messenger RNA of Toxorhynchites rutilus septentrionalis, 1736 nucleotides long. RefSeq names its product protein-serine O-palmitoleoyltransferase porcupine (gene por). NCBI's taxonomy places the organism in Eukaryota, Metazoa, Arthropoda, Insecta, Diptera, Culicidae. The record is from RefSeq and is a predicted model, not a curated record. Gene Ontology annotation, molecular function: Wnt-protein binding; palmitoleoyltransferase activity. The transcript has 7 exons. Gene Ontology annotation, biological process: protein palmitoylation; lipid modification; Wnt protein secretion. The coding region runs from base 225 to 1679 and encodes 484 amino acids. Gene Ontology annotation, cellular component: membrane; endoplasmic reticulum.
GGGAUUCCAUCUUGGUGACAAAGCGAGUUUACUAUCAAUAAUGGAUAUGUUUGGCAUAAUGCAGCAAAUACAUUUUUUUACUACCGGCUUUUGUGCAAAAGAUUAAUGUAAACAAAGCCCAGUGCGAGUUGUCCUUUCAAUUUUUAAAUGUAGUUUAAGUGGAACAAUACGACAUUAAUACUGUCAUCCAUGUUAUUGUAAGCACUGGGUUUACUAGGACUAGAAUGGGUAGUUAUUUCUACGAUAAUUACGAUGAGGAUGAUUACCUGGAUGAUAAUUAUGAUGAUCUUCAUGAGAUAUUUAUGAAAUAUUCUCAAAUUGCCAGCUGGACCGAUAUUUACGGAAGCUGUGUCCUGCCUUCGAUUCUACAAAUAUCUAGAUAUGUUAUUCCAUUCCUAGUAGCGAACAUAGUGCUCUGUAUCGUGGCUAAGUUAAAAACACGUUUGUUUCCAUCGUAUAACUUUAUCAUGCACAUACUGAGUUUUGGAAGUGGCUCGUAUCUUCUGUACCAUUAUCUCGAUGGCGGUUACAUUUAUUUAGUCCAUCUGGUUGUGACCACCUACCUCCUGCUAAGGAUAUCGUUCAUCGAUCAGCACUAUAUCCGAUUCGACUAUACAAUCAGUAGUUAUGCGAUACUUUGUUUGAUAGUGGGCGAACUCCACGAGAAGGACCCAAAAUUGUGGCAUCACAUCCGAGGCGUGCUCAUGAUUAUUGUGAUGAAGGUAAUUUCCCUUGCGUUUGACAUGAAGACUGAACAAUCGCUGCGGAAGCAUUUCACGAUGUUGGCCUUUCUGGGCUAUGUCUGUUGCCCGGCAAACUGCAUCUUCGGACCAUGGACGUCCUUCAGUGAGCAUCUUACUACCCUCACGAAGGCGAAAAAAAGAUUCAAAGUGAACAUUAAUUAUUUUUUGCAACUGGUACUUAAUUUAGUGUUAUCGAUGUCAUGUUUAGUGUUUUCCAACUGCGUUGAAGUUUUGUUUGUUCCCGCUUAUUACUGGAAAUGGGUAACCGCAUACGGGUCCGCAUUUGCAUUCCGUAUGAGUCAUUACUUUGUUUCAUUUCUAUCGCAAGCUACCAUGGUAUCGGCUGGAUUCAAAACGAAAAAGGUUAAUGCAAUACAGAAAUCAACCGAAAACUACCUCGGAUAUAACGUAGUGCAUCCGCUGAGCAUUGAGCUUCCAAGAUCAAUUUUACACGUCGUGGUUGCAUGGAAUGUGCCGAUGCAUCACUUUCUCAAGCGCUACGUUUUCCGCCCACUAAAGCCGCACGGGACAUUCGUCGCGGUGUUGCUGACCUAUGUCGUAUCAUCACUGCUGCAUGGUCUAAACUUCCAACUGUGGGCCACGUUGCUAACGCUGGGUCUGUGGAGCUACGUUGAGUACAACAUUCGGAAAAAGCUGGCACAGGCAUUCUCGGCUUGUGUUUUGGUUAGUAGAUGCCAGGAGCCGUGCGUUAACCAUGUGAUUGGUCGAAAGCGACCUCUGUCAAUUCUAAUCAACUCAAUAUUCUUCUGCCUUACGGUCACGAAUCUCAUCUAUUUGGGAAUGAUAUUCGAUACGAAUUCUCAACUACAAACAGAGGGCUUUUCGAUGAAACACACCAUAAGUAAGUGGCAAAGAUUAAACUUUGUCUCACAUUUGCUGCUGGUCGCAGGGUUUCUAUUCAAUUUGGUAAUUUAGUAUAACUAAAUGUGAUAAAAGAGUAAUAUGUAACAGUAUUUGAAAGAUCUCUAAGAU